Cucumis melo (muskmelon) is the source of this 3992-nucleotide messenger RNA. Its product is annotated as 40S ribosomal protein S24-1. The transcript is spliced from 8 exons. Bases 112 to 525 code for a protein of 137 amino acids. Gene Ontology annotation, cellular component: ribosome. NCBI's taxonomy places the organism in Eukaryota, Viridiplantae, Streptophyta, Magnoliopsida, Cucurbitales, Cucurbitaceae. The record is from RefSeq and is a predicted model, not a curated record. Gene Ontology annotation, biological process: translation. Gene Ontology annotation, molecular function: structural constituent of ribosome.
UAUUAUUAGGGUUUUGCUCUCUCUUUUAACAUCCGAAAAUCAGGACUCUCUUGCCGCUUUUCUCUUCGCCGUCGCCUUCUUCGAGCUUCAAGUCUCCCAUCCUCUUCAGCCAUGGCGGACAAAGCAGUCACCAUUCGGACCAGAAAGUUCAUGACCAACAGGCUUCUCUCCAGGAAGCAAUUCAUCAUUGAUGUUCUUCACCCUGGCAGACCCAACGUCUCAAAGGCUGAGCUGAAAGAGAAGCUGGCCAGAAUCUAUGAUGUGAAAGAUCCAAAUGCCAUCUUUGUUUUCAAAUUCAGAACACACUUCGGUGGUGGAAAAUCCACUGGGUUCGGUUUGAUCUAUGACUCUGUCGAGAAUGCAAAGAAGUACGAGCCAAAAUACAGGCUAAUCAGGAAUGGACUCGACACCAAGGUAGAAAAAUCAAGAAAGCAAAUGAAGGAAAGGAAGAACAGGGCAAAGAAAAUCCGAGGUGUCAAGAAGACCAAGGCUUCAGAUGCAGCUAAGGCAGGAAAGAAGAAAUAAAUUUGCUGGAAUUUUGUGCUUAUGGGCAAUGAUAAACUACCGAAUUGUGUUUUUUCUUUUAGUAGAGUCUCUUUUAGCUAUCUUCUUACUCUUCAAUUAAAUUAUGUUAAUCAGUGAUUUGGUUGUUGGUGAUUAGUGAUAUGAAAACUUUAGUUCUUUUGCCAGAGGACAGAAUUUUUGACGUUACAUUUCCUUCGUUUUCUUUUUGAUGUUUUGGUUGACACUUCGGCCCAUUGAGACUGAUCGUUGGUAGAUUAUGAUAAUUGAUAGAUGGGGAUAAUUCCAAGGCUUUAUCAAAUUUUCUACUUUUAGUUGUUUGAAUCAUAGAACUAUAGAUUGUUCAAUUUAUUAAACCAUUGCAAAGUAAGAAAUGCAAUAUUAACGUUUGAAAUAGUAAUGGAAAUAUUUGAAUAUAAUGCUUCGGUUUACUCUUUCUCUUCGGAAGAAGACUUCACACUUGAAAUUAGAGUUGAAGGGUGCAAUCAUGUAUUAAAGAAAAGUCUAAUUUAAGUGUUUAAAUACUUUGCUAAUUAUUGUUUUGAAGCUUAUUAUUUUCACUUUCGUCUUCCUUUGAUCUCAACUCCUCCAAUGUAAUCUUAAUUUCUUCUUGGACCAAUUCCAAUCUCUUCAAAUAAACCUCCAUUUCUAUAGCUUGUUGUUUCCGCCACCUCUCCUCCGCCUCCUCUCCGCCGUUCGAACUCGGAAUUCUUCUUGCGAGACCAACCGGCGGCCAUCCGUUACUCAUCAACUCCUUGAAAAACGGCGUUAAGCAGCCCUUCGCUACUUCCUCGACCAAUCCUGAAAUUUUUCCGAAAUCGUCGAGUACACUACUUGGCCUCAUUGGAAUCUCGUUUGAAUUGCUCGCUUCGCCGGAUAGAAACGCCGUGCGACGACGUUUUGUUAAUUGAAGGUCGUCUCGCUCUUCGUAUUUGUCUUCGAGGUUCUCUGUUUUCACUUUGGUUUCAGUGAAAUUAGGAUUAAUAUCCGCAAGAACUUCGUCUAGAAUGCUAUCCUCUGCCGAUGUUUGCUUUCUCCCCGAAUUUCUGCCCCAAAUUUUUCUUGAAAUGUCAAAAGUUAAUCGAUCGUGUAGGCUUUUGAAGGCCGGUUUCUGGCCGCAAUCGACCUUGCUCAAAGUGUUACGAACGCGAAGGCGUCUUGUUGCUGAAGGCGGCGACCGGAGAUUCGAUUCUCCAAUCCGUAUUCAAGAAAACCGCGCAAGAGCUUGAUUUCAUCUUCAUUUGUCCAGAUAGUGGUUCUCCGUCGUGCCGGAAUGGCAACGGUGACGAUAUUGUUAGUAGUAGCAUUGGCAGGGAUUGCAAUGGCGGUCGGAAUGUGAUCUUCGAUCGGAGAGAAACUAUUGGUUUUAGAUUGAUGUAAAUCUGCAGCAUCUGUCUCAUCUGAAACGGCAGCGUUUUGUUCAUUGUUUUGUGCAUCUUCUUGAAGAAGAAGAAUCUUGACCUAGUCUUUCGCUCGGUUUAAGAGGUAAUGAUUUUCUCCCUCUCUUUUUGCUUAUAUUGUCGAUUGAAUUUGGGAAUUUUGGGAGAGAAUAUAAGGAUAUGAACAAUCCCUAUAUUUGCUGGUUACAAAUGGUUAGGUAUCUUACAAGUGUUUGAUUAUUGUUUUGUUUUGUUUGAAAAUGGACCGAUAAAUUUUAUAGAAAAUUUAACCACUAAAAUACCCACUAAUUGAAUAAGUUGGAGAGAUGUUAUCAAUGAAUGUUGGUUGAUGGGGAGGUGGGAUUUUGAGUUUUGGGAGGAUUGCCAUUAUAACUAUAUUAAUAACUAAUUAUAACUAUAUUAAUAACUUACUCGACGUCAAAUGCAAAAGACAAAAUAAACUUCAUAGAUAUUAUGAAUUCUACAUACAUAUGAACUCUAUCUCAACUUAAAAUUCUAUUUCAACUCAACACUUUAAAACUAUUCCAAACGUACUUUUUAAUUGUUACUAUUAAGUGCCUUUAUUUAGUAGUUAUAGCUACCACCAUCUUGGGAAUGGUAAUGUAGGGCAUUGUUUAGAAAUUUUACAUGGAAUUAGUCAUUUAGUUAGUUAGCUAAGACUAUUCUUAUUUUAUCAUCAACCUAACUUCAACAUUGUCUAAAACAAAUUAAAAUCCCACUACCUUAUAUGAUUGAAUUACGGUAAUAGUGUGUAUAUUUAUAUAUAUAUAAACAAACAUACUUCAAUUGACAUAUGAAUGUGUUAGUAACCAUAAGAUCUGUGGUUCAAAUCUCUUAUUUUAAAUGUAUUGAAAAAUAGAUAUUUUUGUAAUUUGAUGUUCAACUAUGAAGGGAAAUCAAGCUAUUAACCAUCUCAGAAUAGUGAUUAGUAUCUUAGACAUUAUACAAUUCUGGAGUUUACAUGAGAUUAUAUAGAAUCUUAGACUUCUUUUAUCAACAUUUUUCUACGACUAUGAACAAAAAUCUUGACCAACUGCCAUUCAUAUUGAUUCAUAAUUGGGCUUUUCAUAGUAGAUGAGUAAAAAUAAAGCCCAAUUGAACACACUCCAAUCUUCUUCCUUCCCCACCACCACACCUUAUCCUCCACCUCCUCUUUCUCUCACAGAAGCGAAAACCAGCAUAUACCCUUUCCCCAUUCCAUGGAUCCUUCUGAUUCUUCUUCUUCUACUUCUUCCUUCUGAAUUUCCCUUCUUUUUCAAACACACAUACGAAAAUCAAAACCUUCAAACACAAAUUCCACCUCCAUCCAUGGCUGUUUAUUCCUCAGCUAGACCCACUCUCUCCUUCCAUCUCUCCCAACCUUCCCUUCCAAUUCCCAGAUUCAACUUCAAACCCCCCGUCGCCGCCACCAUUCCGCCGUUGCAGAGAUUAUCUGCGGCGAGACCCAUCUCCAUUUUCACCCUCAACUCUAUCGACGUCUCUAAGGAGGACAAACCCACUUCUGAUGACCCAAAUACGCCGUCGCCGCCGCCGGUUGUGGCGGUUGAAAAGGAGGAGGAGAAGUUUGAUAAGCGACGGCUGGAGGAGAGAUUUGCAGUGUUGAAUACAGGAAUAUAUGAGUGCAGGUCAUGUGGACAUAAGUUCGAUGAGGCCGUGGGGGAUCCGACGUAUCCAAUAGCGCCGGGACUGCCGUUUGAGCAGCUGCCGGAGGACUGGCGGUGUCCGACGUGUGGGGCGGCGAAGAGCUUCUUUGAGAGUAAGAGUGUGGAGAUUGCUGGGUUUGCUCAGAAUCAGCAGUAUGGACUUGGAGGAAACACUUUGACUUCUGGGCAGAAGGCUGUGCUUAUAUAUGGAAGCUUGUUGUUCUUCUUUGCUCUAUUCCUCUCCGGCUAUUUCUUGCAAUGAUGGAUGAGAUUGGAUUGAUCAAUCAGGUGGAUUGAGUAAAAUUUAUAAGGGAGUUUGUGUAUCAUGUUUGGUGAACUCCAAAUUCUUACUGAAUUCUUUUUGUGUUGACAAAACAAACAUCAUACUGUUGAAUCACAUAAUAAACUUCGCUCUUAAUCUUCUUCA